AUGACAGAAUUAAAUAUGCAACUAGAAGACUGGCUCGACGAUCUCUGCGUCCGAUUUAUUCUGAACCUCCCGCUGGCUGAUCUAGAAUCGAUUGAGCGGAUAUGUUUUCAAGUCGAAGAAGCCCAAUGGUUCUACGAGGACUUCAUCCGUCCCCUCGACCCCGCCCUUCCAUCCAUGUCCCUCCGCCAUUUCUGUGAAAGAAUAUUCUCGCACUGCCCAUUGCUUUCCGCUUUUUCUCAAGGAGAACACAUGAAAGCUUUUGAGCAGUUCAUGGAAUACAAGGCCCGCAUUCCCGUAAGAGGUGCCAUCUUGCUGAACGAGGAAAUGGACUCUGCGGUUCUGGUCAAGGGUUGGAAGAAAGGCGCAAACUGGAGUUUCCCUAGGGGAAAGAUCAACAAAGACGAAGACGACAUGGUUUGCGCUAUCCGAGAGGUUUACGAAGAGACUGGGUACGAUCUUGUGGAAGCCGGGCUAGUUCCGGAAGGCCGAGAUGUCAAGUCAAUUGAGGUUAACAUGCGAGAUCAACAAAUGCAACUUUUUGUCUUCAAGGAUGUACCGAUGGAUACCUACUUUGCGCCACGAACACGCAAGGAGAUCAGCAAGAUCCAGUGGUGGCGCCUCUCUGACCUUCCAGCGUUCCGAAAGAAAGGCCAGGCAACCACCCAGGGAGUUGUGAAUGCCAAUAAGUUCUACAUGGUGGCACCAUUUCUCGUGCCUCUCCGUAAAUGGAUCUUGGAAGAGAAAAAGAAAGGGACAAAGAGACGUCUAAGCAAGCAAUACCUGUCUACUGGUGACGAAAUAUUUACAGAAGAAGAUCAGGGCGUGGAUUCAGCUGGCCCAGGGCAGACUGAUGACGGCCUCCACCGUGGCAUGCCAGAUCAGAGUAGUCUGGAGGAUGCAAGCGCUGCUCUGAAUCGUCUUUUGAAGAUACAGCAGCCUCAAGAGCUGCAAGCUGAACCAACUCCCGUUCCUCAACCUGUAAAUAAGGUCGGCAACGCGUUGCUUGCCUUACUUCACAACAAGCCAGCUACUGCGAACGAACAAAUCCCCAAAGUCGCACCGCCUCAUACACCAAUGGACCAUGCCCGUGCUCAACCUCAGAUGCCUCCGACACCUCACCACUUCCCACCCAGGCCUCCGCAGUUCUCCAGCAUGCCACCUCCGCCUACUUUUCCAUUCCAUCCCCAGCAGCAACAGGCUGAGACGUUCUCCCAUCAGUUGCCCAACCUCUCGCCCCAGUAUCCUAGACACAACUCUCACCAGAAUUUCCCGCCCCACAAGCCAACGCCACAACGGACUCAGAACCCACACAUCCACCAGUCUCAGCAUCUGGUUCACCCGCAACCACUCCCUCCGCAUGUUCAAAGAGCUGUCUUUACUGGAGGCCCUGCUCAUGCUCCCAUGGUACCUCCACCUCGAGAAACACAGCCGCCACAGCAUCAUCCAACUGUCCCCGUAGCACUGCCUAGCCCAAUGUUUCCUGGCUUGCACUCGACCAUGGUCCCACCACAGCCGAAGCAGACACCACCAAAACUCACCAGUCAUUCAUUGGCUCUUCUCAAUGCUUUCAAGAUACGAGAUCAGGCAGCCAGCGAGGCUCCUGCUCCGCGUGAUCUCCCCUUGAGGCAGUAUGCUUCAGACAUCCAAACCCCUCGAGCGCAGCCGAUGCCUCAAGAACUACCCGCGGAUGCUUCUCAGAAUUCCCAGGAGCCCCGUCGUCUGCGAGUUGGACAGCCCCAAAACGGCCACCCAGGAGCUGCUCCUCCAAGUGCGGCUGCCAGACCAGCAAUCAGUGACACUCAGAAGUCAACUCUGCUCGGUCUCUUCAACAGCCCUAAAAUUCUAGCAGCGGUGCCUGCAGGACCGCUUAGUGCGACAGCAUUGCCUCCCAGCUUAACUCCUUCUGCAGUGGAGCUGUCAGCCGUGGAACCAUUAUCCACCAAUGCUGCGGUCACAUCUGCUCUCCUCAACGAUAAGCGAGUUCCAGAUCAAGCCGCGAAUAUUGGUACCAAGCUGGCUCUACCACCAGGCUCCCAGCUUCCUUUCAGACCCGCCACAAUUCUUGCUCGGCCUGUGGAGUUGAGCGAGGAAGAACGCGCCGGGAAAGACGGCUCCGCGCCGAAGAUGCGCUCGAACGGAAAGAAGGCAACACCAGUGUCAAAACGCCAUGUAUUACGCGCGGAGAAGUCAUUAUUCCAGCCUCAGAUACUGAAACGGCCGCAACCAGCCGUAUCGAAAACGCCUGAUGAUUCAACUCUACAGCAGCCAAGUUUCCCAGUACUCGCUCAACCCUCAUUUGAGCGACCAGCGAGUGCAACAGACCAUACACAAACCUUACUCUCCUUGUUCCGCAAAGUCCCUGUUGGCGCGACUCCUCUUUCUCAAGGGCCAUCUGACGAGAAACUUAUUUCGAUUUCCUCUGUUGAUCCAAUGCCGGGACUGGCGUCGAGAACGAGAGUAGGAAGUCUCGCGUCUAUGGAAAUGGGUCCACGGCGUGGCAGCCAAACUCCUAUAUCACCUGCAGACACGGGGUUUCUGCUCAAUUAUCUGGAUGCAGUUGCAAAUGGAGUUCAGCGAUGA
This is a messenger RNA of Drepanopeziza brunnea f. sp. 'multigermtubi' MB_m1, 2580 nucleotides long. RefSeq lists its product as uncharacterized. Gene Ontology annotation, biological process: nuclear-transcribed mRNA catabolic process, nonsense-mediated decay; deadenylation-dependent decapping of nuclear-transcribed mRNA. Gene Ontology annotation, cellular component: P-body; cytoplasm. The record is from RefSeq and is a predicted model, not a curated record. Gene Ontology annotation, molecular function: 5'-(N(7)-methylguanosine 5'-triphospho)-[mRNA] hydrolase activity; manganese ion binding; RNA binding. Lineage: Eukaryota; Fungi; Ascomycota; Leotiomycetes; Helotiales; Drepanopezizaceae.